Molecule: messenger RNA, 417 nt
Organism: Notothenia coriiceps (black rockcod)
Lineage: Eukaryota; Metazoa; Chordata; Actinopteri; Perciformes; Nototheniidae
Product: epidermal growth factor receptor substrate 15-like 1
Exons: 2
Source: RefSeq, a predicted model, not a curated record
AUCUCGACGCUCCAGAAUCAGAUCCACUCCCAGGAGACCGAUCUGCAGUGCCAGGAGGAAGAGCUGAUCCGGGCCAAGGCCGACCUGGGCCGGCUGCAGCAGGAGGAGAACCAGCUGGAGCAGAGCCUGGCUGCUGGCAAGAUCCAACUGGAGACCAUCAUCAAGUCCCUGAAGGCAACACAGGAUGAGAUCAACCAGGCUCGCAGCAAGUUGUCCCAGAUCCAGGACAGCCAACAGGAAGUGUCUAAAAGCAUCGAGCAGUACAACAGCACCUUGAAUGGAACCCACGGUGGCAGCAUGACCAACCUGGCCGAUAUGAGUGAAGGCUACAGCGACAGAGAGAGCGGAGGGUUCCCGUCCAUGGUGAGAGCCCCGCAGGUCAGGAUGCCAUCAGAACUCUUACCUCCCAAGGUGGCU